AUGACUAGACAUAACCCGAUUGCAAUUCUCCCGCAGCAGCAGCAGCAAACAAGCAUCCUUUGCCCUACUCCAAACUUUCUUGAGGACCCUGAUAUGACAGAAGAGCAGAGGCAAAUAAUUAUGAAACGUAUUCACGAAGUAAGGUCAAAAUAUGAAGCCUUUGUGGAAAAAGAUAUUAAUCAAAAGAUACAAACUAUUAUAUUUGCUUCUGAUUUAUCAGAAGAAGAGGCACGCUUGGCACUGUCUCUUUGUCAUGAUGAUGAACAUGAAGUUCUUAACAAGCUUGCAGGAAAGGGUGCGCGAGGUUUUCGUAGUUUGCUACAACCUACUAGCUGCAUAUCUGGUGAAAAAUAUAUAGAAGAUGGUUACUCUUCUCCUUCAGUUCACUCAGCUGAAGAAUUUGAUUCAAUAGAUGAAAUAGAAGUUCCGUUCACUUUACCAUCAACACGAACCACCGUCAUUUCUCUUGGUUGUUAUCACAAGUCUCCAUCAUGGUGGUCAAGCCCAGGUUCAUUAUAUCAUCAUCCAAUUCCUAUUAAUUACAAGGCCAAACGAAUUGAAUCGAAUACUACUUAUAUCAUGUCCAUUGAAGAAGAUUUAACAACUGGAAAUCCACUUUUCAGAAUUACAAACCAAGCGACAAAACAAUCUUUUACUGGAAGUUCACCCACAAAACCAUGGACAAUGGUAUGCAUAUCCCAUUCAUCAUCAAGAGCAACCCGUAUUUCUGGUCCUUUAUUCUUUGGAUUUUCGGACCCAUUAUUACAACAAUUACUCACAAAAAUGGUUAAAGAAAAUGAUGUCGAGGAAUAUUAUUACAGAUUUGUUGGUGAAAGUGAGACAUUUUGUUGUGAAAAAGAAUGGAAAGACGAAGAAAGACAAAUUCUUUUAUCAGAAAUCCAUCGAUUUUGUGGAAGUGUUAGCUCAUCAAUUUCGGAUAGUGAUGUUUCUUUUCCUUUUGGGUUAAUUGCGCGUAAUAUUCCCAAUCGAACGGGAUUUCAAUGUCAAUACGAAUACAAUCGCCUAGUAACUACCGGUCAAAUUAGUGAAUUAGAUGGUUGUCCCGUGACGUCUUUACGAGUAAAUUACGACAAACUAGUUAAAUCCAUGUCUUCUAAUGGUCAAAUUAAACGAGCAAGAAAAUUUUCUAGUCAAAAAGAAGAUGAUAAAUGGAACGCGAAGAAUAAAGCUAAAUUUAAUCCUUGGAAUCCAUUGCCAAACAUGAAAGACGCGAUUACUAUGGAAUAUAUGAAUGAACCAGCAAUCUCACCAGAUGGGUAUGUAUGCGAUUACAAAACAUGGAUCAAAAUUCUACAUUCUCAUGAAUCCAAAGAUACCUGUCCCAGGAUCGAUCAAAGGACUUUAGAGAUGUCUACUUUAAUCAAUGAGUUUGAAGAUAUCCUAAAUGCUGAAGUUUACAUCGACCUUGAUAAGCUGCGAGAAUUGUCUAGACAUGGUAUUCCCAUAAAAGUUCGAGGGGAAGUAUGGAAGUAUUUACUUGGUGUUAAUCCGGCUGAUAGAUCACAAGAGUUAACUAGCCUCAAAGCCAAAUAUGAUGAAUAUUAUAAUAUAGAAAAAGAAAAUGCGGAUAUCAUUAAGCGAGUCCGUGGCGAAGUUAGCCGAUAUCAACGUAAAAUGAAGAAUGCCGAUGCUUUUAGUCAUCGUGCAAAUAUCUUUGAAAAUGUCAUCGGUGCUCAUAUGAAUCGUAACCGAGAUAUUGAAUAUCAACCAACUUUCGUUUACCUAUGUGGUCCGUUCGUAUAUUGCAUAAAAAAUGAACCAGAUGUAUAUUAUUGUUUCACUCGACUUAUGGCUAUAUUGGACGAGUAUAACUCUACCUACAAUAUAAACGAGCGUGUCGCGAAUUUCAUGACAUUGUUCAGAGCGGUCAUUCCUGAUUUAUGUAAUUAUUUUGAAGAGGAAGAAGUAAAUAUUAAUGAAUGGGCAUCAUCGUGGUUGCAAUUUUUAUUAGCAAAAGAACUUCAAUUUGAUGAUUUAAUGCGACUUUGGGAUACGUAUUUUUCUAUUCCCGAUCCUAUCGAAUUACAUCCAUAUGUAUGCUUAGCUGUGCUAAAACAUACCAAAGAGAAUCUUGAGGAGUUGGAACAAUCGGAAAUUAGGUCAUUGUUAUUAAGAUUACCCUCUCUGGAUAUGGAGCAGGUAAUUAAUCAAGCCUUUAACUUUAGACAUGAGAUAAUGGAAAGGCAAAUUUCAGAUAGCCUUUAG
Dentiscutata erythropus is the source of this 2226-nucleotide messenger RNA. Lineage: Eukaryota; Fungi; Glomeromycota; Glomeromycetes; Diversisporales; Gigasporaceae. The record is from the annotation of a GenBank genome assembly.